AGACGACUCAGUACAGUAAGACCUAAAUCCAAUACCUACCUCUUCCCAAAAUCACUAACUCGUCUUCCACUCUCUGACUCGCUUGCCCGCUGUAGCAAUGAGUUAGAAGACCCUUUUCAGGUUAAGAUUUCAAAGAGGAAAAAACCACUGUCAGAUUCAAUGAAGAAAAGGGUGCGUCGACCAACUUCUCAAUUUGCCCAAGAACAGGGGGGUUACAACUUGAGAGAUAGAAAGAAAAAUAAGCAUGAAUGCAACAACAAUUUGGGCUUGGACAGAAUUAGUAGUUUGCCAAAUGAAGUACUUGUUAGUAUACUGUCUCUCUUGUCACUAAAGGAAGCACAAGCCACCAGUGUCCUUUCUAGGCGAUGGCAGCAUCUGUGGCGGCAUGUGUUAGCAUCUACUAGGACUCUCGACUUUGAUGCUGAGAAAACUUUAUGCAGAUUGUCUAACCUCAGAGCAGGAGCACGAGACUUGUUAAUCUGUAGGUACGUUGAUUGGGUGAAUAAUGUGGUGGAACAUCAUCGAGGCCCAAUGGUUGAAACAUUCAGGAUUUGUUUCGAUCUUGAUCCUAAGUUUUCAAGUUCCCUCGAUAAAUGGAUUCAAUUUGCAAUGGAAAAGGGAGUUCAAAUGCUUGAGUUGGACUUGUUAUCAUACGGUGUUUUUCCUCGGAAGUUCUUCCCAUGCUACAUUUUUCCCCAUGAACUUUUAGGUAUAAAAAAAGAGUCCACUUUGAAGCACUUGUGUUCUGAUAUUCCAAGUCUCCACCGUUGUGCAUGCAUUGGCUUUAAGUCCCUCACAGUUCUUAAUUUCAAAAGUGUUGAUGUGGAGGAAGAAGUUCUUGAGUACUUCUUGUCCAACUGUCCUGUUCUUGAACGAUUAUUAGUGGAUGAUUCACCAAAUUUGCGCAAUCUAAGAGUUGUUGGUCCAUCAGUUUCAUUGAAGUACUUAGUGAUAGAGCAAUGUUCCAGCUUCAUAAGCAUUGAGAUAUGUGACACAAACCUAGUCUCGUUUAUUUAUGUUGGAUGUGAGAUAAACAUGCUUCUUAGGAAUCUACCACAUCUUGUUGAGGUAUGUGAUUUUUCCUAUAAGAGCAUAGGGGAUGCCUUCACUCAACUUUCAUGCUGUCUUUCUCAGCUAGAGAUUCUCAAACUGAACGGACUUCUGUUCCAAGAAAGGAAUCAUGUAUUUCCUGUACUAGCAAAUCUCAAGCAAUUGGAACUAAAAUUUCAAGCAAAUGAUUGCUUCAUCCUUCUUCAGUUGGCUUCUUUCAUUAAGGCAUCUCCGUACUUGCACAGACUUGUGUUGGAGUUGUACCCGUUAUGCGAGAGAAGAGAAACGAGAUUUAAGAAGGCAUCCAAAUGCUCCCAUGAGUACCUUAGGGUAGUGGAAAUUGGAGGGUAUGAUGGUCGCGCAAGUGAUUUUGAAAUUGUCAAGUACUUGAUAGAGAAUGCUGUUCAACUGGAGAAAAUUGUUAUUGAUCCUGCUGAUCCUAUCGAACCACAUUAUUGUUUUCCUAAGCACAGAAUAAAGAAGACUAUUGAAGAAGUGGAGAGGGAAGAAAAUGCAAGAAAUCUUGCUAGGCAGCAGCUUAUAGAAAAGGUUCCUUCAACCGUAGAAUUUGUAUGCCUCUAGCAAGAGAGAUGCCUAAAUCAUAUAUAGAUUGUGUUGGUAAUUAUAUAAAUCAAUAAGUGUAUGUAAUAAAGAAACUGCUAUCAAGUUUAUGAGUACAGUUUUUCAUGUUGUACAUGUUACUGGCGAGCCAGUAAAUUUAUCUGAUCUCAAAGAUUAAUAAUAGUCAUAAUGCAUGUUAGUGGCCCUGAUUUUUCA
Molecule: messenger RNA, 1827 nt
Organism: Prunus mume (Japanese apricot)
Lineage: Eukaryota; Viridiplantae; Streptophyta; Magnoliopsida; Rosales; Rosaceae
Product: F-box protein At4g09920-like
Molecular function (GO): protein binding
Source: RefSeq, a predicted model, not a curated record